UCUCUGCUUGAUUCUAAUCUCUCUACCCCUUAUCAGUUGGAUUACACAACUAAUCUUUAGUCGACCACAAUGUGAAAAAUGGCACAGCAUCAUCAGCCAAUGAACUGUAGUUGUCCCUCAGACAAAUUCAAAUAAUACAGUAACACACAUGAAAAUACAUGAAAUUCAAAUGCAGAAUGCAAUGUGAUGCAUUUCAAAUGAAACUAAACAAAAAUACCCAAGUAGGCCAUAAACUUUGUUCUAGUUUGGUAAAUUUCAGUUCUUGAAUUUGAAGACAUUGGCAAACUUGAGCAGAGACUAGCACCUAGCACACACAGUUAUAUGCAUCACCCAGCUGUGUCUCUGGUCCACAGUCCAGAAAAACGUCACCAUUCGGGAGCCCAUCAGGGAGUUUGGCGUCAUUAAGUGCUAUAGCAUGAACCAAUCAACAGAUGGAGCAAACUGCAAGGCCCUGUAUGGCAGUCCCCUUCAAAUCCAGGUUGAAGUAGAAGCUGUCUACCGUGGUGAGAUGUUGGUGGCCAAUUCAUCAGCAGUCGGAGGAAUCGUCCCACACAACAUCACAGUGGGACCAGAGGUGGAGCAACAGCUGGGCUCUGGCUGCCACCAGCUGACCCUGCAUGCCUCUAACGGGGUCUCGGUCUUGGGCGUGUCCACUGAGCUGCAGGUGUCUGGAGCCAACGGCAGCAUCUCAGAGACCAAAGACAUUUGAAAACAGAAGCAUGCAGACAGAAAAGCAUAUGAGAGUUCGCCGGGCCUACACCUUGAGAAUUACUGCCAGUCCAGAAACUGCCAGUCAAGACACUGAAAGCGUCAAACUUGAGAUGCUGAGUUUGAAGAAUAACCCAUUUUCAUGGAGCGAGGAGAACAAUAUUACCGGCACUGUGGGGUCUGUCUCCCUGACGAGAGGAGAUGGUUCUGUCAUCCCCAUAGAGAACCUAUCUGAGGAGAUUGAGAUCUUCUUGCCAAGGCCUGAAGGAGGGCAAGCAAAAAGCACAAUACUGUACUUGGGAAACUACAGCACACUGAUGAUCGACGCCCCUUCACCUGAUGUAACACUGGUGCUGAAGAUAAAGCCAUCGAAGGACAUAGCCUUUCAACUGUUCCUGGGGUAUAAAGACUACCCAAACGAUAAACAAUACAUAGCCGAGACUCAGAUGCCUCACCAGAGCAACACGCAAGAGGAGAAAUACACCUGGGUCCUGGGUCCCAAUGAUUUGACAGGAAAAGUUGGGGUGCAUUACCUUCUGGUGAGGCCCAUUGUAGAAGCAGGGGUUAAAUCAGUCAAUGCCACUGUGACUGUCACCUCCAUUGCUGCCCAGUGCAAGUAUUGGAAUGAAACCUUAUCCACCUGGAGUGAAGAUGGCUGUAGGGUUGGUCCUUUAACCACACUAUUGGCCACCCAGUGCUUAUGUACGCACUUGACCUUCUUCGGGAACUCUUUCUUCUUCAUGCCCAACCUCGUAGACGUGUCACGUACAGCUGAGCUCUUUGCCACCUUUGCCCAAAAUCCUGUGGUGGUGUGCUUUAUUGGUUCCAUCUUUGUUGCUUACGUAUUGGUGGUCAUAUGGGCACGCGGGAAGGACAUCCAGGACACAACCAAAGUCUGA
This is a messenger RNA of Oncorhynchus keta (chum salmon), 1607 nucleotides long. Its product is annotated as polycystic kidney disease protein 1-like 2. Gene Ontology annotation, molecular function: calcium channel activity. The transcript is spliced from 8 exons. Gene Ontology annotation, cellular component: membrane. Lineage: Eukaryota; Metazoa; Chordata; Actinopteri; Salmoniformes; Salmonidae. Gene Ontology annotation, biological process: detection of mechanical stimulus. The record is from RefSeq and is a predicted model, not a curated record. The coding region runs from base 618 to 1607 and encodes 329 amino acids.